This is a messenger RNA of Dama dama (fallow deer), 4209 nucleotides long. RefSeq names its product casein kinase 1 epsilon (gene CSNK1E). Gene Ontology annotation, cellular component: nucleus; cytoplasm. The coding region runs from base 360 to 1655 and encodes 431 amino acids. Gene Ontology annotation, biological process: signal transduction; peptidyl-serine phosphorylation; endocytosis. NCBI's taxonomy places the organism in Eukaryota, Metazoa, Chordata, Mammalia, Artiodactyla, Cervidae. The record is from RefSeq and is a predicted model, not a curated record. The transcript has 12 exons. Gene Ontology annotation, molecular function: protein serine/threonine kinase activity; ATP binding.
UCUUCCUUUGAAGUGUCCACACAGGAUGGUGUGUGUGUGUGAGGUGUGUGGCGGGUGAGUUUCCCGCAAAUGUGGAGUGGGUUCUCCUGGCCGCCCUGGCACCUCCGCUAAGACUGGCCGGGGCGUGUGGGCAGAGGCCCUUGGUGGAGAGCCCGGAGUUUGGCCGGCGCGGGGUGGAGGCUCCUUCCUUGUGACCACUGCUGAAGGGCUAGCGGCGGCUCCCUGGGAACUGGCGCUGGGGUUGGACGUCUCUCCCGGGCAGGAGCUGUCGGCUCCUCGCCUCCACCCCGGUGGGCAGAGACUGACCACGACCUCGUGGAAGGAAGCUCUCCUCCCACCUCGCCUCCCAGGAGUGAGCCAUGGAGCUACGUGUGGGGAACAAGUACCGCCUGGGCCGGAAGAUCGGGAGCGGGUCCUUCGGAGACAUCUACCUAGGUGCCAAUAUCGCCUCUGGUGAAGAAGUUGCCAUCAAGCUGGAGUGUGUGAAGACGAAGCACCCCCAGCUGCACAUCGAGAGCAAAUUCUACAAGAUGAUGCAGGGGGGAGUGGGGAUCCCAUCCAUCAAGUGGUGCGGGGCUGAGGGGGACUACAACGUGAUGGUCAUGGAGCUGCUGGGGCCCAGCCUCGAGGACCUCUUCAACUUCUGCUCCCGCAAGUUCAGCCUCAAGACCGUGCUGCUCCUGGCUGACCAGAUGAUCAGCCGCAUUGAGUACAUCCACUCCAAGAACUUCAUCCACCGGGACGUUAAGCCCGACAAUUUCCUCAUGGGGCUGGGGAAGAAGGGCAACUUGGUGUAUAUCAUUGACUUCGGCCUGGCCAAGAAGUACCGGGACGCCCGCACCCACCAGCACAUCCCCUACCGGGAAAACAAGAACUUGACUGGCACUGCCCGCUACGCCUCCAUCAACACCCACCUGGGCAUCGAACAAAGCCGUCGAGACGACCUGGAGAGUCUGGGCUACGUUCUCAUGUACUUCAACCUGGGCUCCCUGCCCUGGCAGGGCCUCAAAGCGGCCACCAAGCGCCAGAAGUAUGAGCGGAUCAGCGAGAAGAAGAUGUCCACGCCCAUCGAGGUCCUCUGCAAAGGCUACCCCUCCGAGUUCUCCACAUACCUCAACUUCUGCCGUUCACUGCGGUUUGACGACAAGCCCGACUACUCCUACCUGCGCCAGCUCUUCCGCAACCUCUUCCACCGGCAGGGCUUCUCCUACGACUACGUCUUCGACUGGAACAUGCUCAAAUUCAUGCGGCCCCCCUCAUGCCAGCCCCCCGCCCUUCCCUGUGGACGACCCCAGGACCAACUAGGGUGCAGCCCGAAACCCCGAGGACGUGGACCGGGAGCGGCGAGAACACGAGCGAGAGGAGAGGAUGGGGCAGCUCCGGGGGUCGGCGACCCGGGCCCUGCCCCCUGGCCCGCCCACGGGGGCCACCGCCAACCGGCUCCGCAGUGCAGCCGAGCCUGUGGCUUCCACCCCUGCCUCCCGCAUCCAGCAAGCUGGCAAUACUUCUCCCAGAGCGAUCUCGCGGGUCGACAGAGAGAGGAAGGUGAGCAUGAGGCUACACAGGGGCGCGCCCGCCAAUGUCUCAUCCUCCGACCUCACUGGGCGGCAAGAGGUCUCCCGGAUUUCAGCCUCACAGACAAGCGUGCCAUUUGACCACCUCGGAAAGUGAGGAGGAGCCCCCAUCGGACCAGUAUUUGCUUAGUGUCUUCACUGUAUUUUCUUUAAAAAAAAAAACAACAAAAAGAUGGGGAAAAGAAACCACUCAAAAGAACAAAAAGAAAAAAACCCAGCACAAAACCAACGAUGGAUUCUGUUUCGAAUUUUUUUUAUUUUUAUUUUUUUUUAUUUGCCGAUGGCAAGAAGAUGGGAUACCCUCGGCACAGAGAAUCCUGUCCCUUCACGUUCCCCGCCGCCCACAACCUUCAGGCUGCCAGAGGCUCCCAGAUACCAGGCUACACUCACCGGAUGCCACGGCCCCACCCAGCCGCCUCGUGACUUGGCCGGGAGGGACAUUUCCGCACUGGAGCUGCAGCGGGUCCUCACGGGUCCUCGGGAGGUGGCCCGAGGCGCUGGGGGAAUGGAUCGGCUGGUCAGAGGCAGGUCCUGCUGGGUGUUCGUGAGCCUGGGGACCUUAGGAGAUCAGUGCAGGCCCCACCACCCCGAGAUGAAGGUCACCAACUUUCUGUGUUGGGCGUUCGCCAGUGCCUCCGUGAGCGUAAGGGUCCCUUCUCUGCCUCCCCACAGAGACCUUGAGGAGUGGGGUGGUGAGGCGGUGGGGCUGAGAGUCCUUGUGGGCGUGUGUAUGUAUCUGACCUCUGUCUCCCAGGACAGCAGCUGUCCCGCCCGCCUGCCAGGCUGACUUUUCUCAUGCCCCUGACAAGGACACGGGGGUGGGUGGUGACCUCCAUGUUCCUCAAGAAGGGCACAGACGGUCCUUGCCACCACCGACCCCUGAGACUGUCCUCAGCCUGUGGUCCCGCUUUUCUGGUGUUGGGGCAGAAUCCGUGGAGACUACUUCCAGAAAGCAUCUGGCUCCUGGGUUAAGAAUUAAUUCCCUGGUUCUGACACUCACCUGGGUUCCCCCUUCCCAGUGUUCUGUCUCUGUCAGGAGGAGCCUGGGGUUCAGGGCUGGGCACUGGAUUUAUCCAUCCCACCUAGUUAACCCUUUUUACUUUAUUUUUGUUUUUUUUUUGUUUUUUUUUUCCGUGUGUGUAUUUCCUAAUUUAUUUACCUCCGUUUCCCCUUUUAUUCUUUCUUCUUUUUUUUAAUUAAAGAGCAAAGCUUUUUAUUACUUUGUAAUUUAAAAAACUGAAAAAAAAAAAUACCGAAGAACUUUGGGGGGAAUUUUGUACUUUUUUCCUGUGUAAAUAUUGGACUUUUUUGAGCUUUAUUGUGGUUGUUAAUUUGAAGUAAUAAAGUAGAAAAGGAUAAAGUGACCUGGGAAGCCCUUGGUGCACCUCUUUGCUCUGGGGGCUUCUCCCCAGCAGACCUGGCAAACUGGGUGUGGCUGGGGGCACUGGAGCAGUGCUUGCUACCUCCUUGGGGCUGUUUCAACCCUUUGCUUCAAAAUCAACACACAGGGACGUUCCUGGUGGUGCAGUGGUUAGAAUCUGCCUUGCAUGGGCUUCCGUGGUGGCUUAGUGAUCAAGAGUCAGCCUGCCAAUGCAGGAAGCACAGGUUUGACCCCUGGUUCUGGGAAGAUCUCACAUACCGGAGGAGCGACUUAAACCCGUGAGCCACAGUUGUCGGGCCUGUGCUCUAGAGCCCAGGGCUGCCACUCUUGAGGCCUGCACACCUAUAGAGCCCGUGCACUACAGCAAGAGAAGCCACCGCGAUGAGAACCCUGCCCACCACGACCAGGGAAAAGCCCCAGCAGCAGUGAAAACCCAGCACGGCCAAUAGGUGAAUAAAUAAAAUCCGCCUGGCAAUGCAGGGGACACAGGAUCAAUCCCUGGUUAGGGAACUAAGAUCCCGCAUGCCACGGAGCCGAAAAGACUGAAACCCAUGUGCUCGGGAUCCUGUACGCCACAACUUGGGAGUUCGUGCACUGCGUGAAAGAUCCUGCGUACUGCAACUAAGCCCCGACACAGCCUGUCAAGUCAGUUCAGUCACUCAGUCGUGUCCAACUCUGCAACCCCAUGGACUGCAGCACGCCAGCCUUCCCUGUCCAUCACCAACUCCUGGAGCUUGCUCGAACUCAUGUCCAUCGAGUCAAUGAUGCCAUCCAACCAUCUCAUCCUUUAUCAUCCCCUUUUCCUCGUGCCUUCAGCCUUUCCCAGCAUCAGGGUCUUUUCCAGAGAGUCAGUUCUUCACAUCAGGUGGCCAAAAGUAUUGGAGCCUCAGCUUCAGCAGCGGUCCUUCCAAUGAAUAUUCGGGACUGAUCUCCUUUAGGAUGGACUGGUUGGAUCUCCUUGCAGUCCAAGGGACUCUCAAGAGUCUUCUCCACCACCACAGUUCAAAAGCAUCAAUUCUUCGGCACUCAGCUUUCUUUAUAGUCCAACUCUCACAUCCAUACAUGACUACAGGAAAAACCAUAGCUUUGACUACAUGGACCUUUGUUGGCAAAGUGAUGUCUCUGCUUUUCAAUAUGCUGUCUAGGUUGGUCAUAGCUUUUCUUCCAAGGAGCAAGGGUCUUUUAAUUUCAUGGCUACAGUUAACCAUCUGCAGUGAUUUGGAGCCCCCCCAAAAUAAAAUCUGUCACCAUUUC